This is a messenger RNA of Gambusia affinis (western mosquitofish), 9083 nucleotides long. It is a transcript of the gene ksr2, whose product is annotated as kinase suppressor of ras 2. The record is from RefSeq and is a predicted model, not a curated record. Gene Ontology annotation, molecular function: ATP binding; protein kinase activity. NCBI's taxonomy places the organism in Eukaryota, Metazoa, Chordata, Actinopteri, Cyprinodontiformes, Poeciliidae. Gene Ontology annotation, biological process: protein phosphorylation. The transcript has 22 exons. The coding region runs from base 1 to 2877 and encodes 958 amino acids.
AUGAACGAGGAGAUGACAAAAAGCGAGGAGCAGCAUCUGAGUUUGCAGAAAGCCUUGCAGCAGUGCGAGUUGGUGCAAAACAUGAUAGACAUAAGCAUUUCCAGUUUGGAGGGUUUACGGACCAAAUGUGCCACAUCCAACGACUUGACACAAAAAGAGAUCCGAACGCUGGAGGGUAAGUUGGUGAAGUACUUCAGCCGCCAGCUGUCCUGCAAGUGCAAAGUGGCCUUAGAGGAGCGCAGUGCAGAGCUGGAAGACUUCCCUCGCCUCGACCACUGGUUCCGCAUCGUCAACUUAAGGAAGGAGGUCGCAGAGGAGAUGAAUGCAGGUGAGGUUAAUUUGGAAGGUCUACUGGAGAUGAGUGAGGAGCAGGUGUGUGAGCUGUUGCAGAAGUUUGGUGCCAACGAAGAAGAAUGUGCCCGACUUAACGCUUCCCUCUCCUGCCUCAGAAAGGCUCACCAACUUGAACAACUUGAGGAGGAUAAAUUGCACAGUAAUGGAGGGAGCCAAGCAAAACAGGACUGGUCCAUCCAGUGGCCCACCUCUGAAUCUGGAAAGGAAAACACUCCAGUGUGCCAGCCAGAGGCCAGUCAGUGGAUUCGUUUCCAGCUCUCCCAAAGCCCCAAAGUUCAGUCCAAGUACAACCAGCACAUGUGCCACAGUCCACAAGCUCUGGCACCCCCUUUCUACACAGAUCGACUUACUGUUGAAAACCCCGCCACAGGACUCUUCCCUUCUUUUGACUCUGGUCACCGUUCCCUGCCACCAUCACCUCGCCAAAGGCAUUUUGGUCACACACCUCCUCGGACUCCUUUGGUGGUCAACACCAUGACUCCACCAGGUACUCCCCCCAUGAGACGAAGGAACAAAGUGAAGGCCCCUGGAACGCCACCACCGCCAAGCCGCAAGCUCAUCUAUCUGCUGCCUGGUUUCACGGCGUUGCAUCGGAGCAAAUCCCAUGAGUUCCAGCUGGGGAACCGCUUGGAUGAGAAUCAAACACCAAAAGCCAAGAAGAAGACAAAGCCCUUGAACCUUAAGAUUCACAGCAGUGUUGGGAGCUGUGAGAAUCUGCCCACGCAGCGGUCACCGCUCAACAGCGAACGAUCUUUGCGAUCCUUCUUCUUUCCGUCUUUCAUCCCUUCCACACCUCCCGUUCAUGCUGAAACACCCUCUGCAAACACUCUUUCAGUGCCUCGCUGGUCCCCACAGAUUCCCCGAAGAGAUUUUGGAAACUCAAUAAAACACCGGUUUUCCACCAAGUACUGGAUGUCCCAGACAUGCAUAGUAUGUGGAAAGGGAAUGUUGUUUGGACUAAAAUGUAAAAACUGCAAGCUGAAGUGCCACAACAAAUGCACCAAAGAAGCCCCACCUUGCCAUUUAUUGAUUAUACAGCGAGGCGGACGAGAAUCCCUCAAAGAUCAACAGGGAACCAUUCAAGUAGCUCGUCUGGUACGGACUGAAUCAGUGCCAUGUGACAUCAACAAUCCACUCAGGUACACAGACCUGCACAUCAGUCAGACGCUCCCCAAAACCAACAAAAUCAACAAGGAUCACAUCCCAGUCCCCUACCAACCGGACUCCAGCAGUAAUCCAUCAUCCACCACCUCCUCCACUCCAUCCUCCCCGGCUCCUCCGUUGCCCAGCAGUGCCACUCCGCCAUCACCACUGCAUCCUUCUCCACAGUCGGCACGGCAACAAAAACAGUUCAACUUGACUGCCUCCAGUUACUUCAAAUACAAGCAGCAAUUCAUCUUCCCUGAUGUUACACCAGAGGCACCUCCCAGUAGAGCACCGCAAGUUAUUCUGCAUCCGGUCCUCUCUGAACAGGGGAAUGAGAGCAACCCCUUACUUCAAAUCGAAGUGGAACCGACAUCAGAUAAUGAAGAUGCGAACGAUGAGGACUCUGGCGAUGAGUUUGAGGAGAUGAAUUUGUCCCUUUUGUCUGCUCGCAACUUCCCACGCAAAGCCAGCCAGACGAGCAUCUUCCUACAGGAGUGGGACAUCCCCUUUGAGCAGCUGGAGAUUGGAGAGAUGAUCGGCAAAGGGCGCUUCGGCAAGGUGUUCCACGGACGGUGGCACGGAGAGGUUGCCAUCCGAUUGAUCGACAUCGAGCGGGACAACGAAGACCAGCUGAAGGCUUUCAAACGGGAGGUGAUGGCGUACCGCAACACUCGCCAUGAGAAUGUGGUGCUGUUCAUGGGGCUGUGCAUGAGCCCACCGCAUCUGGCCAUCAUCACCAGCUUGUGUAAAGGCAGGACACUUUACUCUGUGGUGCGGGAUGCCAAGGUUGUCCUAGAUGUUAAUAAGACGCGACAGAUUGCACAAGAGAUGGUCAAGGGGAUGGGCUACCUCCACGCUAAGGGGAUAUUACACAAAGACAUGAAGUCCAAGAAUGUGUUUUAUGAUAACGGCAAAGUCGUCAUCACUGACUUUGGACUUUUUACCAUAUCUGGAGUUCUGCAGGCUGGCAGCCGGAGAGAAGACAAACUGAGAAUCCCCAACGGCUGGCUGUGUCACCUGGCCCCAGAAAUUAUUCAGCAGCUUUCUCCAGACACAGAGGAGGACAAGCUUCCUUUCUCCAAACAGUCAGACGUCUUUGCUUUCGGCACCAUCUGGUAUGAGUUACAUGCACGUGAGUGGCCUUACAAGAGUCAGCCAGCGGAGGUGAUCAUAUGGCAGAUUGGAAGUGGCAUGAAGCCUAACCUUGCCCAAACUGGGAUGGGGAAGGAGAUACUGGAUAUUUUGCUAAUGUGUUGGUCGUGCAAGCCAGAAGAGCGGCCCAGCUUCUCCAAGCUGGUAGAUUUACUGGAAAAGUUGCCAAAAAGGAACCGCCGCCUUUCCCAUCCAGGGCACUUCUGGAAGUCAGCUGAGCUGUAACGGAGACAUCGAAGGGACUAUGUUCGUCUACUGCUCUGCUCACAUCUGUUUCACCGCCCACCUGCCUGCCCUGCCACCUGUGCUCUCUUUGCUCCACCUUGCUUCCUCAACCCCAUCUAUUCCUGCCUGUUCUUCCUGCCAUAGCGCAGACACGUACAUACAACUGUACAUGUGCCCUCAUGCCUGAAUGGACCCUUUAGCGGUCAGUACUGGCCCACUUUGCUGGGGUGGGUCAUAAAACAAAACCGCAGACUUUCAAACAGAGAGGCCUUUCUCCACUCUAUGCCUGAAGAUGAUUGUGAAGCUUAGAUCCCAAGAGACACAUUCUCAGCAGCUCACCCGCUAAACUGUUUCUGAUAAGAUCUAAUUUAGCAAGUAAUGUAUUUUCUGUUCUUUGAAUAUAUUACAUUAUCACAACAUUUAUGGUAACAACUCCUGUGGUUUAUUAUAAUUUCCAAUACAUCAUACAGUGAUGAAAAAAAUAAUAAACAUAGCUUUCAGUCUUUCUCAGCUCUGAAAGAACCCUUCCAUCUUUUUUGGUACCUAUGAAUUAACAAAUUUAGAAAUUCAUGGUUUUGAUUCUGAGGCAUAGACAGUCGUAUUCUAAUUUUACCUUCAAGCAGCCUAUAAAAUCUCCACAAAAAUGAGUUUUUCAAACCUUUAAAAUUUUUCUUUUUGUUUUUUUAAAAAAUGCUUGUCACAUACAAAACCAGCUUCUCCUGGGGAAUCCCAUGGUGUUUCCCGGCCAGCUGAGAAACAAAACAUAGUUCCUCAUUUAUCAUUUCUCGUUCCUCGUUUAUUUAUACUUUCCACUGACACUAUCUGAGUAUAACUGAUUCUAUUACAUGGUCUAGUGUGUAUUUAGGCAUGAUUUAAUUCCACUAAAGUUCAGGGUUCACAGACGACUCCAAGACAAAGCUCACAGCCUUUUUGGAAAAUGGAAAAAAGCUAAACAACCUGUAAAAAUAUAGAUUUCCAACUAGAUAAGCAAGACAAACACUCACCCUUGUCUGCAAAAGUUUUUAAAUCUAAAUGAACAGCCUUUGUUGACAGCCUCAGCUACCAGAUUAGGUUUGAGGAUAAUAUUUCUGACACAUUGAUGCCUGUUUUCUCCCUAUUAUUGUUUGAAGAGUGCUAACAUUGAAAUGGCCACAUCUUUAUUAUUUCUAUGUGUCUGACAUCAAUAGAAAGCUUAUAAUGUCAAAAUCUGUAAUUAGCUCAAACUGCCCCCAGGAAGACUUGCUCCUGGUUUUGUUGCUGCCAAUCUAAAAUCUGUUUUUAACAUGCUCAUUUCUGUCCAAACUUAACAAAGAUGUUAAUGCAUGUUCAUUUAAUUUGUUCCUUAACAAAAAAAUAAAAAAUAAAUUGGAAAAAAUUGCCGGGAGAAGACCUUUAACAAGGUGUGCUAAGUGUGCUGUAUCUGUAUGUGUACAGUACAUCGAUAGUAUAAACAGCUUGGUAAAGCUGUCAGCUAACAUUAUGACCCCAAUCAGUUAGCCAGAACUAAAUUACAAGGAGAUACAGAUUCAAAACAAUUAAAAGCUUUUAUUGAGCAAAAAUCAACACAACAAUAAUCAUCUGUAAAAAUCACAGCAUAUUUCAACUAUUCUGCAUUAACAUCUGGAUUGUUCACAUGCACUGAGGGAUUCAAUUAAAGUGCUCAACUCAGCUAGUUUGCCAAUUUCAAACUAUUCCUAAUUAUUUCCAGUGUUUAAAUUAGUUGAGCAUUAGAAAUUAAAUCUUUACUACCUCAGAAAUGACACUCUAUGUGCUUUUGCUGAAAAUAUAACUAAAUUGAUUACCUUCUGGUUCCAAUCCUGGUGUCAGGAAAAGAUUGUGGUUUUCACAAAGAAAAUUGAUUUCAAAACCUCUUAUGAUUCAUGCCCACAUUUCUUCUAAAAAACAACAGAUUUUUUUAAACAGUCACAUAAUAAUUCUGCCAGCUGGUAGAGCACAAAGUAAUGCAUCAAUUAGAGAAACAGAAUGAAACACCAUAAUUUUUAUUUUUAAUUUAUUUAUUUUUUUGACAGUGAAACCUAUUUGCAAAAGAAAAUAAGCUCUAGAUGUUAGCCAAAUAAUGCUAACCAAAAAUAUUAAUGCUGUAAUUUGGAACGUGAGCAUGUCAAAGACAUUUUAUUCUCUAAGUGGCCACUAAUCAGCUGCAUUUGCGCUGUUGAGAGUUAAGUGCCUUGUUUAGGGCCAUUUCAGCAACUAAGGUUGUAAAAACAAAACAUUUUAUUUUACACACUGACACUAAUAUGCAUUAGAACAUUUCAGCUGCAGAAAGUUUCAAAAAUCCAACACUUACCAUAGAUUGUAGUUUUAUCAGAGCAUUUGUCAACCAUACUUUCUUGAAUCUUAGAAAUAAAUUCAAACUGAAAGAAAAUAUAUUUGUUUGAUUACAAGUCAAGCUCAGGAGUUAUUCUUCUGAAAAUAUUUGAAACAUACUGAGAGCCAAAGGAGGAUAUUUAUACUUUCCAAUGACACUAUCUGAGUUUAACUGAUUCUAUUACAUGGUCUGCUAACUUAGAAAUCGGCACACGCGUUUGUCUGAAGAAGCAAAUUAAUCUCUUCCAAGUCACUGAGAAAGAAUGGAAUAAAUUUCAAAAGUCCAAUAGCAACCACAAGAAUGUGAAAUACCUCUAUUGAUAUUUUGCAUCCGGUAGAAUGAAUGUCUUGUCCUUUCUGUGAAGAAUUUGCUUCUGAAACAUUGAAUCACCAAGGGAUCUGAGAAUUAUUUAUUUUUUAUUUUCUAAUAAACGUGCACAGCAUUUGUACAGGCACAACCACAAAAAAUACAGCUAGAAAAUAGAUAUUUAUGUUUGUUGAAAACAGCGAGCUAACUGGAUAUUCAAACUCUUCCCCCACACAUGUAGGUGUGUAAUAACCUCAAGGCUAUGCAAUAAACAACAAAGAGAACAUACAGUUCAGUAUUUUACUAAAGUGCUUAUUUAUUUUGUUGUUUUUUUUUUUAGAUGUCCAGGUUCUCUUUUGUUUUGAAAACUACUCUCACAUUUAAUUUUCAGCUAAUUUCUUUUUAAUGAGUAUGUUUUUUCAAUAAAGAUGGAUCUUUCAGUGGCUUCCUUGUGCGUUCUACAGUGAGAAUACAUUUCCAAUAUAUUUCCAAGUUCAGCUUCAGUUCAUUUCAUAAGAAUUUUCUGAAGUACACUAAUGCAAAAAUAGUGUAUAGUAAUAAAGCGGAAUAAAAAUGUCUAAUGUUUUUUUAACAAACAAAAAUAUGAAGACUUUGGAAUUUAUUUUGGUGCACUGACUAGUUAAAGUGCUUUGGAAUAUGCCCCUAUGAGCUUUGUGCAUCAAUAUAAUUAUUUUCUAAUUUCUUUAAAAAAUAGCUCAAGCUCAGUCAGGUUUGAUGAAUGGUGUUUGUAAACAACAAUUUAAAUUCUCAACUAAGUUUCACAAAAUUUUAAUUCAACACUUACAAACUUUGUCCAGUCAAUUCUGACACAUUAAUUGCCUUUGAUCAUCGUUAUUCUAUGUUGUACUGGCAUUAUGUUUAAGAAAAUUAUCCUGCAUCAAGCUAGCUUCCCUGUCCCUGCUGAGUAAAGCUUUCCCACAUUAUGACACAGCCACCUCCAUGUUCCACUGAUACCACCCAAAUUUAACAUUUUGACUUUUAACUAAAAAGCUAUGUGUGACAAAAAUGACCUAUUCACAUAUUUCUUAACAGAUCAUAACUGUCAAUCGAUUCAUAAAGUAGAUGUAUUCAUAGUAAUGAUCUGUUAAGGAAUAUGUAAAGAGGUCAUUUUUUCCACACAUGGCAUUUUAGUUAAAAGUUCAAAUGUUAAAUUUUGGUUUUAUAACCUAGCUGGAAACAGUCAGAAGGAUAACUUUCUUGCUCUAGCAUGGUUCUUCUUCACAUUGUUUCAUAAAUUUAUUUAGGUGACUUUUGAAGGAAUUUGGUUGCACUGGACUUUAGGUGAAGAAAAACAUAUAAUAAACUUUUCAUUUCUGUUUCUUGAAAAUAAGUACAAAGUAUAAUUUUCCUUCCACUUUGCAAUUUUGGGCUUCUUUUUGUUGGUCUAAAUUCAAACAUGGAUGAAAUGUGAUAAUGUGAAAAAAGUUUAAAGUAUGUAAACACUGUGCAAAGCACUGGACAGUGUGUUACAUAAUUGUUAUAUGAGUGAAGUAAGAGCCUGUGAAAGCCACUGACAUGGGUGGAAAUAAGCACAAUUUUCACUGCAGUUUUUCAAAUUUAUUUAUUUACCUUCUUUUGUCAAUUGUUGGAUUAAAUUCUAGUAGAACAUAAAGAGCACAUAACUUUGCUUUGAGUGAAUCUUGUCAUUAGAAGCUCAAAGGACAAUCUGCCAACCACAUUUCAUUGUGUGCAAGACAUAUUCUCAUAUUCUGUUCUACACUGGCUUAACUUAACAAAUAACUGGAAGUUUAAAUCUUUGAGAGCCAGUUUUAUUUAUUUAUUUUAUUGUUUUACAAUUAGUGAGUUGUAUGAGUGUACACAGUGUGGGCAGACAGCAACAGACCUACUUUUCUCCAACUUGGAGACUUAGCUAAUGGAACUUAGCUAAUGGAACAUGUGAGGAUCAAAUACGAAAAACACAACAUCCAAAAUUAAAACAGGAAUAUAUUAGUCAGAGUGAAGAGCAUUAGCCUGCAAAUUGAGGCAUUAUCUGCUCUCCUGCUUGCCUAAUUUUCUGUAUCAAAUCAAAAAUAUUUAUUGGUGACACAUGAAAAGUAAUCUGGGUAAAAACUAGGUUUCUAUGACAAACUAAGAUGAGUUUGUGAAAUGCAAAGACACAUUUUUCCACUACUAAUUGCUUUCAAUACAUUGUUACUUUUUGCAUUUGAUUGUGAAGACAGGGACUCAAAAAAAUCAUUUCUAUGUGACUGUUACGUUGUACAAGGGAGCACACUAAAAGGCCUUCAUAUGGAGUUUUGCUAAAUUAUUUAUACUCCUUGACCUUUCUUACACGUUAUCACAUUAAAACCACAAACUGCAGUGUAUUUUCUACAGAAAUUUUCUGUGACUUACCAAAAUAAAGUUAUGCAUAAUUGUGAAGUAAGAGAAUUAUAUGAAUACAUAUAUUUUUACAAAUAAAACAUCCCUAAAGUGUGGAGUGAAUACCAUAGUUUCAGAGCUGCAAUUUGCAUGUACUGAAAUUAUAGUUGCAACAUGUCUCCACUAGUUUUGCACACCCAGAGGCUGAAAUUUGUUUAAAAGUUUGUUCACCAAUGGUCCGUAAAGUACCUAAUGCAUUCACUGGACAGCUGCACUUAUAACUACAUUACAUACAAAGGGAUACUUUACCAAUUAGGUGACAUUUGACAGCAAAUGUGGCAUUUAAAAACAAAAAAAGAAAGUUAAAAUCCUUACUCCCUUUAUCCAUUAUCCACAAUUAUGCAUUAGUUUGUGUAAAUCUAUCAAAUAAAUUCCAAUGAAAUACACUGAGGUUUGUGGUUGUGACAAGAUAAAACCUGAAAAACAUUUAGGAGCAUAAAUACUUUUUUCAAAGAACUUUAAUCCUGUUGUUUUCUUCUCAGUAGGUUUUGUUUGCCAAUCUUGAAAAACCUUAUUAUUACUGAAUAAACAUCAAACUUGAGCAUGUACAGGAUGAUGUCAAUUACAGGCAGCUUUUCCAAGGGGGGAAAGUUGAUCCAACAUAAACAGACUAACCUGAAUAUUCAGUGUAACCUUUUUUCUAAAGGCAACAACUACAAAUGCUCAUUCUAAUGUUCUCUGAAUCUGCUUUUACCAUUUCAGUAGAAAUUGCUUGCUGUGAAAAAUAAUUAUUUUUUGUACAAUGCUCAGCCCUUUGUACAGUAAUACAUGCCAUUUCCUUCAUGUCUGCAAGAUGCUUUGCUGCAAAACAAUCAUUGUCUGAUCUAUCAUGCUCCUUUUCCUGACUUGAGACGAAUCACCUCCGUAACCUGAUCCUCAAAAUCAAUCUCUUGUUCUUCACGAUUACCCGGAUCAUCAUUCUCAUGACAAACAAUGCUGUCUACACGGAAAGGAGCCCAUCUGUCAUUUGAACUCGUAAUGAGUCGUCAUUUGUAUAAUUUGUACAGAUGUUUAUAAAAGUUUUCUACCCUUCAAGAAAUGAUUUAGUUUCUGCUGUUGAACUGAAUGUCACUGAAUUCAAAUCUACAGGCCUUGUUAUAAAAUUUGUGUUUUUUGUGCAACAUUUAAAUUUGUUCUUCUGUCCAGAAGAGAGAAGAAGAAAAAAAAAGGA